Molecule: messenger RNA, 282 nt
Organism: Acanthoscelides obtectus
Lineage: Eukaryota; Metazoa; Arthropoda; Insecta; Coleoptera; Chrysomelidae
Source: the annotation of a GenBank genome assembly
AUGUCCACGCUCGCGAGACCUCCCACUUACGCUCUCGGUUCCUUUGACUCGCACUGGGAGACCGCUUCUACACCGAGCGCUCCGAGGGCGAGGCGAGAGGGUCUAGGGCGAGGCGGGAAUAAUUUGUUGUGCAACUAUAUGUGCUCUAUCGAUAGGAUAGGAUUGAUAUCAUCAAUCACAACAUGUUUGUUCCUGAACGUGACAUCAACCUUUCAAGAAAACGUCCACCGCUCAACCUUCCCCGUAAUUGUUCCGAGGUUUAGUACUCUCAGAAUGUUUUAA